AAACGAAGGAAUGCCGAGGAGGCAAAGAAAAGAAAAUGGGAGAACCAUGGCCCUCAAGGUUCCAACAAGAAGGGGAACCACGGGGGAGGCGGAUCCUUCAAAACCCCUGCACCACCGGUAAGGGGAAAUCAAGGCCCGAGCAGGCAAAGCUCUGUGUCACAAGGCUCAGGCGUGAAGAAGUGCAGCAACUGCAAGAGGAACCACUUUGGCAAGUGCCGCGAUCCCCCGAGGUGCUAUCAAUGCGGGGAGGUCGGGCAUUUGAAGGUGAGUUGCUCACAACUUGGACGAGCCAUGGGGGCCGGACCAAGUAGUGGAACGACGGUGAGCAGGAACCGAACCGGAGCACCAAAUGCUAGCGGUGGGCACGGUGGGGCGAGUGCAAGCAACGCGCCAUCCGUAAACCAAUGAAGGACCCAAGCUCGGGUCUAUGCUAUGACGGAGGCGGAUGCUCGUGCCAACCCGGACUCCGUUGCGGUUUCAGGUAGGACUUGAAGGUUGCUACCGGUGCCCGUUGCUCGGGAUAUUCAGAGGAGGAGACGUGGUUCGUGCUUCUUCUGUUUCCUGUUUUCA
This is a messenger RNA of Cuscuta europaea, 570 nucleotides long. The record is from the annotation of a GenBank genome assembly. Lineage: Eukaryota; Viridiplantae; Streptophyta; Magnoliopsida; Solanales; Convolvulaceae.